AUGAAAUGUGUUCAAGCUCUGGCCCAUUCCGACCUGCUUCUUGUUUGGCCUGGUUUCAACAUUAAUGUUCAGCAAGAUGCUCAUGAGUUCCUGUUGAAACUACUUGAGCAGGUCAGACAUGAUUUCUGCAGAGAAACAAAAUUGAGUGUUGAGGAAGUUGACAUACACAAAUACCCUCUGGGUACUGUAUUUGCUGGAUGGUUACAAACUUCAGGUUUUUGCAAAUGUACCCGGAGCACUAAAGUAUAUGAAUUGGUCGAUCAUCUUAACUUACCGUUGUGCACCAGUGUCCAAGAAGCAUUGAGAAAGUUCACGAACACAGAGGAAGUAAAUGAUUUCAAGUGUCCAUCAUGUGACAGCAUAAAUAGUUACUCCAGAAAAAUAGAUAUAUUGCAUGAACCAGAGGUUCUCAUUUUACAACUAAAAAGAUUUGACUCCUCCACUGAUGAGAAAUGUGAUGAUUGUGUCACCAUAGACAUGGACAUUGUCAUCAAUGAGGCCUCUUUUACGUUUGUCAGUUGUGUGGCUCACUUAGGGCCUUCCAGGAAAAACGGCCAUUACAUCUGCAUCACUAGAUGCCCAGAUGGCUCUUUUGUACAAUUUAAUGACCAUAAUGUUUCCAAAACGUUGUGUGCACCACUAUCUCUUAUGUCAAGGAAUGGAUAUUUGAUUUUUUAUAAGAGAAAUCCUGUUGAGUCAAAAUUGCCACAGUCCUUGGGUUCGCUUUUGGUGAGGAAUGAGCCUUUGGCUACAAGCACUCCCAACAAAGUAACACCAUUAAAAAUCAAGAGGAGGCAUAGGCAAGGCCCAAAGGAAACAUCUUUCCAAUCAUCAAAUAUUUAUGAGCUUCAAGCAAAAUCCAGUAGGAAGCAACUCUUUAAUGAUGAGCCUUCUUCCCCGGCCCUAAACCAAGAUGGCUUAAAACGUUCCAAAGGGACAGUAACACCUAUAAAAAUUUUAAGAAGGAAAAGGAAAGAACCAAAGGAAACUUCUUUGCAAUCGUCACACAUUUAUGACCUGCAAACAAAAAAAGUGAAAGGUCAGGUUCCUACAGAUGAGCCACAUCCCUCUUCACCUGUAAAUCACAAUCACUUUCAAGGCACUCCUGUCAAAAUUACUCCUAUUAAAAUUAAGAAAAGGAAGAGGGAAGAGCCAAAGGAAAAUUCUCAGCAAUCGUCUCACAUUUAUGAGAUUAAUUCCAAACCUCUUGAGAAAUCUAAGAAAAAUUGUCUGCGUGACAAGGAGGAAGAUAUUUUUGGUCUCGAGACAGAGGUUUGUCGUGGAGUUGACAGGGCAUUUGAGGAAGACAUUUUGGGCCCCGAAUCAGACGUUUGUCAUGCAGUAGGAAGGUCAUUCAAAGAUGUUGUACUCUUACCUAAUGAGGUUCCCGGUGCAACCCUACCAUAUGCUGAGGUUAAGAAAAACUCAAUGGAUGAUUUGCGACGCUGGCUGGAAUGCUAUGGUUUUUCCAAACUUGGCAUUAAGGAUCAAUUAGUAUCAAGAGUUGAAAACGUCAUUAGAAUAAAAGGCAACAGAGCAGUGGAUCCACAGCUAGACGAAGGGAGGUGGUACACCCAAAAAAAAAACACACAGCAAACGACUUUGGUUGCAUCACAGCCUACCACAUUCCCUACCUCAGGCUGGGAUACUUUUCCUUCAAUUCAGAUCCCCAAUAUGUUCAACUAUGGGCACAUCUAUUUUUACCUCAUUGAGUCCAUGCCUGUCUACAGUGACCCAUCAUUGUCGAUUGUAGAAGAUUCGGACAGUGGUUUCUCAGACGAGGAAUCCAAUCAGGUCGUUGAUCCAUUUGCAGAUGACGCUGGAUCUAUUCAGCAUUGCAAAAAAAUAAGAAGAGGCAUGGUGUUCUUGAAAAGUGGCCAUGUAAGAAAAGUUGAGAACACUUCAAUGGGAGCUGUCUAUUUUGUACGUGCUCAAGUAAGGGCUUCCAUGAGGAUGGAUUUUUAUAAUGUGCAAGUGGCAAUCUCAACAAUGUCUGGUAAUGUGAAAAUCUGCACUUGCACGUGCAAACAACAAGCUCUUGGCAGAUGCAGCCAUGUGAGUGCCACUUUGCUGUUUAUGUGGUGUCAUAUUCAGUUAAAUGGCUAUGAUGGUAAGUCUUCUGCUGUAUCAUGAUAGGACCACUGAGAUUUUUCUAACUGAAAAAUUGUUGGCACAAGUAUUGAAAGUUCACAUUAGAUACCGAGUGUUACUAAUGCGUUGUGGCUGUUGUUAUUGGAAUCCCAUAGUUAUAUGUAAGCCACACAAUUAUCUACUGCAACAAAUUUUCAUUUAAAAAUAUUCAGGAGUCCUAUCUUAAUACUAUAUUUCCAGUCAGGUAUAAUUCAACAGAAGGGGUUGCUGAAAGUGCCCCUUUGAAUUUUUAUCUCUCUUUCUGUCUAUUUAUAAAUUUAUUUUUUGAUAAUAUGAUAUGGUUCAGAGGGAAAAGCCCUGUUUUGGAUAGUAAUUUUUGGGUGAUGAACAUAUCUAUCUAGUAAGUUAGUUUCACAUAUCACAUAUCUAAUCCCUAUUAAUCAGUAACAAUAUAUUCUGAACUACAAUUGAUACUAUCCCACUUCUCACAGCCCACAGUUGGUUAGAAAUCAUUUCACUUAGUAGUUCACUUGACAGUAUUUAAAAAAGAUUACCAAUAGAUUUGAACUUGAUUUCAUAAAAUUAUCAAAACUGACCUAUUAUCUUUAUUUUCACAAUCAUUACUCCUAAUAACUGGGACAGUGGUUUAUCCUUGCAUAAAACAUAACUGGGGAUGGUCUACCUAUACACUUCAUCUUCAUACAGGUGGAACUAUUGUCCCCUGUCUUGAUUGUCAUCCUAGAUUAGAUUUCCUCCUGCUCAGUCAUUGUUUUUACAUUUUAUGGUUUUUGGUUCAUCAUUUUGUCUUGUGUUCAGCGUUCAUCUGGAUUGGAAUUUCAUCAUCUUUCCUCUAAAUCACAUUGAUACCAUUGACAAGUUGUUUUUCCCUCCUCUCAGCGAUAGAGACAAGUAAGUUAGAAAUGUGUAUGUGUGUAGUUGGAAAGGUACACUCAUUUAAUAUUCUCUCCUCUCUUUGUAGAGUAGUUUUCUGUACUCCAGGUAGCCCUGCAGUUGAAGUGAGUAUGUGUGUGGACUAACCCUGGGUAUUUUAUGAAUAGAUGCAUGUUAUUAUAUUUUUGCAGUAAUGGUGAAUGGUGGGUGCUUUAUAAUUAUGCUUACUUUUCAGGAAUAUUAAUAUUAAUACAUGUUUCAAAUUGUAGAU
This is a messenger RNA of Frankliniella occidentalis (western flower thrips), 3253 nucleotides long. Its product is annotated as ubiquitin carboxyl-terminal hydrolase 36-like. The transcript is spliced from 13 exons. Gene Ontology annotation, molecular function: cysteine-type endopeptidase activity; zinc ion binding; cysteine-type deubiquitinase activity. Gene Ontology annotation, cellular component: cytosol; nucleus. The record is from RefSeq and is a predicted model, not a curated record. NCBI's taxonomy places the organism in Eukaryota, Metazoa, Arthropoda, Insecta, Thysanoptera, Thripidae. Gene Ontology annotation, biological process: protein deubiquitination. The coding region runs from base 1 to 2133 and encodes 710 amino acids.